This is a messenger RNA of Xiphophorus couchianus (Monterrey platyfish), 847 nucleotides long. RefSeq lists its product as uncharacterized. Lineage: Eukaryota; Metazoa; Chordata; Actinopteri; Cyprinodontiformes; Poeciliidae. The record is from RefSeq and is a predicted model, not a curated record. Bases 1 to 663 code for a protein of 220 amino acids. The transcript has 3 exons.
AUGAAAUAUCUGCAUGAGAUCUGCUUCGUUUCCUCCUCGCCAACCGGGCGGCGCCAACCCGACGCUUCUGCCCGCCUCACGUCUCGGUUUGGCAUCCAAGAGUCAGUUGGCACAAAGUUAGUUAGCCCUAACGCAGAGUCCUCAGGGUUCUGUGCAAAGAAGAGCAGGGAGAGUCUGCCAGGUCCAGACCCGGGUCCAGGUCCAGAUCCACAUAAAGAUCCAGAUCCAGAUCCAGACUCAGACUCAGACUCAAGUCCAGGUCCGGGUCCGGGUCCAGAUCCAGGUCCAGAUCCGGGUCCAGACCCAGAUCCACAUAAAGAUCCAGAUCCAGACUCAGACUCGGGUCCGGGUCCACUCAGUGCAGCGCUGCAGACAAGUUUUCUUCGCUGCUGCAGUAAACGUCCCUGGUUUGCAGAGAGUCUGAUGUUCGUUUCCUUAGAGAUCAAACUGCAUAAGUCGUGCAGACGCCGCGUACCACACAUGGAAACAAAAAGUCUGAGCCGCCCUGAGCUCCUCAUGUUGCAUACUGGGAGAAUACUGAGUGAGCCGGGCGGGGCUGGGGUGCAGAAACUAAACGCACCUCCACACGGCGCCUAUAGGGUGCGUUACAUUCCUAUGACUGAGAGGAGCUGCAGUUCAACACAACACCGGCUCUUUAACUAGAAAAGAUUACAGAAACCAGGUGAAGGCUCCACCCCCUGCAACACAAACCAGCCAAUCAGAGCAAGGCUACCUGCUUUUUACUGGUAAGAUGUCGUGUUCCUGUUUAUUGAACAUCUCUUUUUUUUUUUUUUUUCCCCGAAGAGUUUUUGCGGCGCUAGUGGCUCGUAUUAUUUUUUAGGGUGAC